Pelodiscus sinensis (Chinese soft-shelled turtle) is the source of this 1311-nucleotide messenger RNA. Lineage: Eukaryota; Metazoa; Chordata; Testudines; Trionychidae. The record is from RefSeq and is a predicted model, not a curated record.
UAAUUGUUGAUAUGCCACUUAUACUCCAUUGCUGAACCUCCAACUUUUAUUUCAAAAUAGAAAAUCCAUUAGUACUAGCAGAUGAAGUGAUGGCAAUAGUUCUUAGCAGUUUAUGGUUGCUGCUUCUUGUUACAGAUUCCAUUGAAGCCUCUCCAGAUGAGGGACUCAUAGAAGAUUUGGCUAUUGUAGAUAAGAAAGCUGUGGAGCAACUAACCGAAGGAUUGAUUUCUUAUUAUUUGCCUGAUCUUCAGCGAUCAAAACUAGCCCUGCAAGAGCUCACACAGAAUCAAAUAGUAUUACUAGACACGUUAGAGCAAGAAAUCACAAAAUUCAAAGAAUGUAAUUCUGUUCUUGAUAUCAAUGCCUUGGCUCCUGCUGGCCGCCACCAUCUUGAAAAUGCCAUUUUGAAUGGCCAUGCUGGAUGGCUCCCCUGUCCAGAUGAGCACAGAAAGUUUUCAGAAGCUAAACACUAUCACAACAAGUUAGUGAAUAUUAGAAAAGAGAUGAUGAUACUCCAUGAAAAGACGACAAAACUAAAAAAAAGAGCACUUAAACUUCAGCAGAAGAGGCAGAAAGAAGAACUAGAACGAGAACAGCAACGUGAGAAGGAACUUGAAAGAGAGAAACAGUUAACAGCAAAACCAGCUAGAAGGACAUAAAAGCCUGUGCAUACCUCAACUUGUCCAAAUCAAUUAUUUUUAAACUUUCUGGACUUGUUAAGGCAGAAUCUAUUAUACUGGUGAGCUAAAGUUGUUAUUGGGAAAAGUCUCUUGUACAGUUUUUUAGAAAUUCCAGAAUGCUAAAUAACCAGUUGGUAAAUAGCCACUUUUCCAUUUCAACCAUUCAGGAUGCCUUCCUUUCUAAUGCUAUGCAGUUUAAUAUUAAUCAUAACGUAAAUUUAGUUUUGAUAUAUGUAGGGGAAUUUAAACAUAAUUUUAAGUACAUAUCUGUUCACUUUCAUCUUUCUGAUGUUUUAAAUAUUCACUAAGAAAUAGGCUGUGUAUUCUUUCAGACAAAAUGUUGAAUGUGACUUGUGCAGUUCUGGGAGUUCAGUUUGGAUCCAUGGACUUCCACAGCUCUGUACUCCUUUGAGGAUGCGUCAGUUCAGAUUUGUCUAAUUGUUGACGUCAUUGGUCACAAGUAAUAGCCUUUUAUGCCAAUUUCGGUAUAGUGGUUCUACCUCCCCCCGAUUGCUAUGUAACUGAGCAUGUAUAUUAUUGAUCAUGUGUGAGAAGUGCAAAUGUCCUUAUUUUGGGAUUCUUUCCUCCUCUCCUACACUUCACACGCAGAGGCUGAUGGUCUCCCCAAUAU